GUGCGAGAUUUAUUUAAGGAGACAUUCCAUCUCACAAAAGAUGAUGAGUACAUGCUUUACGAGGGAGCAGCGCGCGAAGCCGUAUCGCUUUUCGUAGGCGGCAUAGGCCCCGGUCCUGACCCGCUUGCGUUGCAGUGGGAUAUGACGGCCACGCACAAGUCGGAUUGGAAUCAAAAGGUCAUCGAUCACCUCUGUUCCCUGUAUAUGACCAUGCAGGAGAGCAACCGCUGGACCGGGCGAUCUCAGCAGUCAAUCAGACGUGAUAUCACCCUUAAAUUCGAUCAAUGCCGCAAGUGCUGGAGAAAAGCCCGUCCUCAGGUCGCCAGUGAUGGCACUCACGAGACUAUGCAACAAGUGGGAGAUCGCCUGGUGGAUCACACGAACGAGCGGUUACGGAUAGCUAGGGUCCUAUCUCGUAGAACAACAAAAUUUGAAACCCGCCGGAAGGUCACGUCAGCCCUGCUCAGUGACCGGAAAGCGAGCCGAAAGGACGAUUUACCUGUGUGGGUAUAUUUGAACUCCAUCGUGGAGACUCUG
Molecule: messenger RNA, 537 nt
Organism: Suillus subalutaceus
Lineage: Eukaryota; Fungi; Basidiomycota; Agaricomycetes; Boletales; Suillaceae
Exons: 2
Source: RefSeq, a predicted model, not a curated record